GAAUCAUUUAUGAUACUUUUAAUGACAGAUUUAUAGACAUUAGAUCAAUAGAUGCUUAUGAAGAGAGGAUCACUAUUCUUCAAACUGAAAAUAAAGAUUUAAAAGAGCAAUUGGCUAAAAUUCAAAAUGACCUACAAAACAAAGAAAAAGAAUUGGAUGAAUUGAAGAGAGAAGGCCAAAAAACUUCUGAUAAUCAUCUUUUAAGUUUACAGAAUCUGAAACAAACCUUGGAUGCCGAAGUUAAUAAACUAAAUAAUUUUCUAGAAGAUUUAGUUCAAGCUAAAAAACAUAAUGAAUCAUUAAAAGAACAGUUAGUCAAAGUUCAAAAUGACGUACAAAGUAAAGAAGAGGAAUUAAACAAGCUCAAAAAAGAAAACGAAAAAACUGUAGAAGAUUAUAAUUUAACCUUACAAAAAUUAAGUGAUUCUCGAGAAGACUUGGCUCAAGCUAAAAACAUUAAUGAGUUACUAAAAGAACAAUUA
Messenger RNA from Racocetra persica, 482 nucleotides. NCBI's taxonomy places the organism in Eukaryota, Fungi, Glomeromycota, Glomeromycetes, Diversisporales, Gigasporaceae. The record is from the annotation of a GenBank genome assembly.